GACCCUGACAGACCUGCUGAAGCAGCAGGGGGGCGAGUUGAGCUCGGUGGAACACGUUGCGUCCAGUUCGCCAAACGGAGGACGAGCCAACGGAGUUUCAACCCGGAUGAAGCGCAGCAGGAGUGAACAUUACCAUCUGAAUAACUCACCGUUUGCUCAGGGGCUUCCACACCCGCACAGCAACCACAGCAGCGUGGGACUCAACAAGUACAGCUCCCUCAAAGCAGUGGCUCAAACUGCAUCUCGUAGCUACUACAAGAGCUUCCCUCUCAUGGACUUCUCUCAGUUCCAGCCGGUGCCAAUCCCACCGACAGAGAAGUCUUACAUCCACCAAACGGAUACCUCGCAUCGGGACCUCCACGCCCCGCUCUCCAUCUCCAUCCCCAGCAGCCACUUGGAGCAUUCCCACCUCCCAAAAUCAACCACGCUUCCUUUUCUUUCCAGCUCGGCCUUCAAAGCCUGGGAACCCACGCAGUGCCAUGUUCAAAGGCAGGCUUCGGCUCGAGGUUACGCCCCAUCUAACCACAUUUCCUCACGUAGACAUGGCUAUUCUACGCGAAGGCAGCAGAGCAUAGAGAACAUGCCGGAUCUCUUCAGCCAGCCCUAUGGAGGCAUGUAUGCGGCGGGACAGGCGCAUGUUCAACACCAACCUCAACCUCAACCUCAACCUCAACCUCCGUAUAACCACCACCACCACCAGAGGCAGAAGAGCUACAGCACCACCGAGGUGACCGUUUAAGUGCCGGACAGCAGCUUGUUGUGAUGUUAAAACAGACCAACAAAAAGCUUUGGUGUAAACCAGAGUUUGGGAGAGUUGGCCAGACAGGGGAGGGGUGAAAAACAGCGAGAUUCGUUCAGAUUUACGUGAUGAAAAUAGUUGUUUUGAUAAGUGUAAACAGGGAGAUUUAGGAGUGAAACAAAGAGCAGAACGACGUCUCUUUACAGAAUUAGACUCUGAAGGGUCUUGUACAUUGAUUAUAUUAAGUGCAGCUUUUAGAGCAGUGAGCAAACUAGAUUUUGUCCGAUUUGUCCGGAUGAAACGUGAGUUUGUGUUAGCCAGGAAGCUCCAGUUGAGUUUAAGUAUUCAGUAAGUCAUCAGUGCAUGGCUCCUGGUCAGUGAUUUAAAUAAACAUCCCUACACAAUGACCUUGGCACUGACAACAACUGCAGUCAGAGGCAAUGCAAUUUAGCGCUUAUGUGAAGAUAUUUAAAUGUGGUUUCUGUGGUUUCCCUACAGGCGUUAGACUCAGGAAUUAUUAAUUAAAAUGUAAAGAAACAAUACUUUAUCUUAAUUAGACAUCUGUAGAAACUGAAACAACAUCGAUAAAACAAACCCAUUUAUCAUUUUGGUCUUUCUUGCCCAGAGUUAGAUAAAAACAUCAAUAUCUGUGCGCCAAAUAUGAAGCUCCUGUUAGCGGUUAGCUUAGCCUAGCAUUGGUUACAACAUAAGUACAAGCGCAGUAACUUCCUGGAGUCUUGUCUUUGGAUUUGACAUAGUCAACAAAAGGUAGAGGGUUAUUUGAGGAGAUUUCAAGUAGAUUUAGUUACUUGUUGAGAUUGAAAUAGAUCAACUGUUCCCCCCUGUUUCUAGUCUUUAUGCUAGAGCUAAGCUAACUGGCGUAGCUACAUAUUUAACGUACAGUAACAAUAAUGUUCUUGCAUUUUCAUCUAACCUUCUGCAAGAAAGCUAAUAAACAUUUUCCAAAACUGCUGGAUUGUUCCCCUAAUAACUAAGUCAGCACUGCAUGUGAUAAUACAGCCAAUAAUAACAGCAGAAAGUCCACAUAGUUAAUCAAUGGAAUAAAUACUCUAAUAAUAAUCUUUCUAUCAAUUGAUUUUUGUCAAAAACAUAAAAACUGUUUAUCAGGCUUGGUUGAGAAGUCUGAGAGUCAUUCAAAAUCUCAGUAAAUCGAGUUUGAAGUCUGAUAUGGAGCCAAGAAAUCUCUCAAAUGUUAGAAAAUGUGUUGCUCUUGGUCUAUUAUGGACAUCGUGUGAAAUGGGGCAGUACAAAUCAACUAAUUUCAAGCAUAAAUUGAGGUGUUAUAACAUAUGUAAGGGUAUAUAAUGGGUUCAGGCAAAGUCUAACUUUGAGGCAUUUUAAUAGAAAGAUUCUCAACAAGACUCUAUUUCUCAGUGAAAUGUACAUCACAUCCCAUUUAGUUUCAGUAUAAUCAUGAAUCAUCUCAUGGUGACACACUUCAGGUCAUUUUCGAUCCCUUUAGAUGCCUUUCUGUGCAUCCUUUGCUACGUUCCCUCUUGUAAAAACACCUCUACUAGUUUGCAUCUCUCGCUCUACCUCCAUGCACAGCCGACUUCUCCUCGUUUUCUCUCCCGCCACCACCCUCUUUUUUUUCCACGAGGAAGCGCUUUGCAUUCACUAGCAUCUGGCCGAGCACACAGCUCCCCGGGGGUCACAUUAACUCGAUGGUGAGGACAAUGCCACCAUCAUGUCAGCUCCCAUCAGCCUCCAUCCCCAGCAGAGAGAGGCAGAGGGGGACGGUGCGAGAGCCAGAGGCUGGGGGCUCUUUAGAAAAGAGGAGAAAGGAAGGAGAGAAAUAGAAAAACAAAUGAAUAUGGCCGCCUGCUUUCUUUCCUCGGGGGAUGGGGAAAGGGAAGGAGUCACUGUGGAUCUGGGUCUCUCACUACUAACUUGUCUGGGUCAUAAAUCACAGUGUGUGGAUGUGUUUGCGAUUUCCAAACCCCAGGCACCAAAACAGGGGAAUUCACUGAGGCACUUCCACGCCUGGAGGCUUUGGAAGUUUCUCAUCUUGCCUCUGAGAAUCGUAGAGCAAAGGACAGUGUGCAGAGCUGCUGUUGUGAACAUGCAACAGUUAAUGCAUUGGACUUGUUGGUAGAAGUUUAUGUCUGCAACACCCUCAGGAACCGCACAAUGAAGUGAACUGUUAAUAAUGAUUGCAUGUGUCCAGAAAAGCUUCCCUAGGAUAGUAAUGUUUGUGUCGAAAAAGUAGAGGAUUUUAGGAAAAAAAGUGCUUUUGUAGAGCCAAGAACACCUGGACAAAUCACACAACAAACACGGCAAUAUUAAGUGACCAAACCCCUCUUUUCCGCAAAACUACACCCAUAUAAAAAUCCUAAAGCACUUGCCAUGAAACUGACAAUAUUUUGUAAUACCAAUGUCAUAAACAUAUGCAGCAAAUUAUAGAUCUGAUAUGUCAAACUAAAGUUCUGUUUUUUUUUGAGAGAGAAAACAUUAGCCUGAGUCCAAUCAGCAGGUUUAUUCUUUCUCACAUCCAUUUAUUUUUCAAGUUAGGUUGAUAUAUUUCCAGAUGCAAGACGUUGUAUUUGGUAAGUUUGGCUGGCGUUUCCUGUAAAGUUUCCCCCAUGAUGACUUAUUAUGAGCACCUUGCUGCUGAGGGACAUCAUUUCACUCAUAUGCUAACAAACAAACCAUCACAGUCUUCGGUCCUUACAUUUAAAAACCAUCAUAUUUAACGAUUCCUAGAAAAUGUAGCAUUGAUGUUUUGGUCCCAAAAAAACAACACAGAAAUCAUGAUUUCUCCUUUUUCCAUUCACCCAUAAUUUGACACAAAAAUAUUUUUUUCAAAUACUGAAGUAAAAGAUUCUGGGAAGCCCAGCAUUUCGUGUUAGAGUCACGAAAUUAAUUUAAUCUAUUGAUUCGUGUUCACCAACACGAUUUUCCCAUUUCUUUCGUGUCACACAGAACGAUUUUAAAAGCAAUGUAUUUCUAUUGGUAAGAUGUUUCG
Messenger RNA from Gymnodraco acuticeps, 3725 nucleotides. RefSeq names its product shisa family member 8b (gene shisa8b). The record is from RefSeq and is a predicted model, not a curated record. Gene Ontology annotation, cellular component: dendritic spine membrane; postsynaptic density; AMPA glutamate receptor complex. NCBI's taxonomy places the organism in Eukaryota, Metazoa, Chordata, Actinopteri, Perciformes, Bathydraconidae. Gene Ontology annotation, biological process: regulation of AMPA receptor activity; regulation of short-term neuronal synaptic plasticity.